GUCAGUUUGUGAUCGACGCGCGUCCGUGCGGUUGUGUCUUGUGUAGUGGAGGUAAAUAGGUGUAGUAUUUGCAUCAAUUUUUCCACCGCUAUACUGAAUCGUUUGCAGACUUGGAGUACCUCAGUUGACGUGCUUCGAAGGUUGUGUUUGUGAUUCGGUAUGGCAAUAUCAUCGUGCAGUUGACAGACCGAAAUUUACCGUCGUAGUGUGCCGAGAACACAACAGGUUCCUGUAGCAUCGUGGUUUCUGCAAAGUGGUUUUCAAAUGGUGUUGUGCCUAUGGAUGGAUUUUUAGAGCAAACAAUCCCGUAAUCAGGAUUGUGUGGAAUACGGUUCUGGCCUCCGGAUGAUUGGGAUGCUUUGCUAAUCUUCUGAGGACCCGACGGAGGUGUGUGAUUACCCAUAAUGCACCGCAUCGUCGUUUGUGGACUACUACUGCUCGGGAUCCUGACGAGACCGUGUCAGUCCCGGAGAGGAGCAGAUCCACCCCGGUACAGGACUGCGUACGCGUGCGAGGGUGGCCAACUUCACAUUGCCUGUGACGAGGGCCACCUGGUGCAGCUGAUUCGUGCCAAUUACGGCCGCUUCAGCAUCAGCAUCUGCAACGAGCAUGGAAACCUGGACUGGAGUGUUGACUGCAUGUCUCACAGGUCCUUUCGCGUUAUGCAACAGAGCUGUGACCUCAAGAAAGGAUGCACGUUGCCUGCGUCGACGGCUGUCUUUGGGGAUCCAUGCCCCGGAACGUUGAAGUACCUUGAAGCCCAUUAUCAGUGCAUUCCUGCUGAAUCAACUACCACGAGCAGCCCGAAGCCUCCACCGCCUCUACCCUUCCCGCCCCUCGUAGCCCAGGACCCAGCCCACCAGCAUGGGGCACCAGCACGAGGAAACGACAUGGUUCCUGGAAUCAUCAAGCCCCCAACAUCUGAGGAAGAGAAAGACGAUGUUGAAGACGAUGAUAAAGAAGGAGACGAUGAGGCUGAGGUGGUGCAGAAACCUCAGCCUCCACCAAUUCACCGACCACCUUACCCCGAACACGUGCUCGACGAUGGGUUUCCGUUCCAUACGUCGUCUCCAGCUACCGCCUCACCGACCGAUCCACCAGUGACAGAGCCGCCAAACCCCGAAACCACUCCGCUGGACCUGCUGACGGGCUAUUGCCAGCCAGUUCUCAAAAGAGACAUCCUCUGGAAUUGGACUCGUGCUGGUGACGUUGCAGUGUACCCAUGCCCUGGAGGAGCGAGAGGUGACGCACGAUGGCAGUGUGGCGUUAACCCCGUAAAAUGGCUGUCCGAAAAUCCAGACCUCAGCGGGUGCAAUCAGUUCUGGAUCGGUGACUUGGAGCGAAGGAUACAAGAUGGCGCCUCGGUAGUAAACCUGGCCAGCGAAUUAGCGGAGAAGUCGCGCGUGCGGGCUCAUUACGGCGGAGACUUGCUGCAUGCUACUAGCAUAGUGCAGCAGUUGAUCUCUCGUAUGGAAGAUAAGCUGGAUGAGGAUUCUUCGAGUUACCAACGCCAUGAAGUUGUGCAGGAGCUCAUGAACUCUGUAGUGGACUUCAGCAGCAACUUGUUAGAAGACCACCAGCGGAAUGCCUGGGGUGACUUGCCAGCCAUGGAACAGCGCGCUGCAGCGUCGUCACUGUUGGAGGGCCUUGAACGCAACGCGAUGUUGCUCGUCAAAAACCAGCACACCAACAUGAAUUACAGUCGGAUACAGAAUAAUAUCAUGGUUUCUGUACGUGUUAUGAACCUACAAAGUACGCGGGACUUGCAUUUUCCGGAACCAUCCGUGAUCCGAGGAACUUCCUGGGCGCAGUACGACGAUUCUAUCUAUCUGCCUUACCAAACCCUGCAGGAAAGCUCUCGUAAUGGGCUCGUUAAAGUUGCCUUCUUCUCCUACAAGAAAAUGGAAACAAUUCUCGACAUGCAAUUUCAACAGCAGCCUGGCCUCUACGGCGAGCCAGAUUCAUCCAAUAUAACUCGCAUCAUCAAUUCGCGUGUCCUUGCAGCGGCACUAGGGAGGAGGAGGGUUCUCGGAUUGCCCCAACCUGUACUCAUCACUUUAAAACACAACCAGGAAGAAAACAUGAGCGCACCACAGUGUGUGUUUUGGGAUUUCAGCAAAAGGGAUUGGUCAUCACAGGGUUGCUGGGUGGAAGACUCAAACGAAACACACACAACAUGCGGUUGCGAUCACUUGACAAACUUUGCGGUUCUCAUGGAUGUCCGUGCCGUAAAAAUUUCAUACUCCAACGAGCUUGCCCUACAAGUGAUCACCUACGUCGGCUGCUUCGUAUCCAUCGUCUGCAUGCUGUUAACGAUUGUUACUUUCCAUUUCCUGAGGAGCAUCGAAAGCGACCGCACGGUAAUCCACAAAAACCUCUGCAUCUGUCUCCUCAUCGCGGAAGUUGUCUUCGUCGCUGGCAUCUCUCAGACCGCGCAGCGCGUCGUGUGUGGACUGGUGGCCGGUCUUCUGCACUACUUCUUCCUGGCAGCCUUCAUGUGGAUGUUCGUCGAGGGAUUCCAGCUGUACGUCAUGCUCAUCGAGGUGUUUGACUCCGAAAAGUCCCGCCUCGGAUGGUACUACGCGGCGUCCUACGGAAUUCCCGCGCUCAUUGUAGCCGUGGCGGCAGCCAUCGAUCCGUACAGCUACGGGACCCAGAAGUACUGCUGGCUUCGUGCGGACAACUACUUUAUUUUCAGCUUUGUCGGCCCCGUGGUUGCCAUUCUGCUGGCCAACCUUGUGUUCCUUAGCAUUGCUAUCUACAUGAUGUGCAGGCACGCAAGCCUGGCAAGCUCUGUUAAGAAUAAGGAACAGUCAAAGCUGGCCAACUUGAAGAUAUGGAUUCGCAGUGCUACCGUGCUUGUCUUCCUGCUCGGCCUAACGUGGGCAUUCGGGCUGCUGUACUUGAAUGAAGAGUCCAUCGUGAUGGCCUACUUGUUUACCUUCUUGAACAGCCUGCAGGGGCUGUUCAUCUUCGUAUUCCACUGCUUGCGAAAUGAAAAGGUACGCAAGGAGUACAAAAAGUUUGUGCGUCAGUCGUCCUGGUUGCCCACGUGUCUGCGGAACGAGAAGUGUGCGACAGAACGCACGUCUUACGCUCACUCCAACGGCACUGCUGCAUCGGCUCCGUCGGCAGGCCAGCACAGUAUUACCAAUCAGUUCUGGGACCUACCCAAGAGCCAGGAUUCCACUGCCACACAAUCUACCUUCAUGAAGUCUGCUACACUAGAUCGCCCAUCUACAAGAGUAAUUACCCAAUUACAUAGCACUCGAACAACUCCACGAAGUGCCACUGUUGUGCCACGACACAAGCUACGGGGAUACGACCCCGACGGAAUCGACGCCGACCUCUCUCUAGCGGAUUGUUCCAUCGUUGAUUCCGAAUUCGUGUCGGAUUUCGGCGAGGGCCCGCAGCAGCCUCCGCCAUACGGCCACUUCGGCAACGGCGGCAUUUUCCUCGACCACAUCUACGAAACGAUCGACGAAGAUGAAUGCCACGCGCCCAGGCAGUGUUCCGCGGCCCAGCAGGACCUCUUGGAGUGCCACGCUCGAAGCAGGUCCGACGCCAGCCACCAGUCCGGCUCCAGCUUCGGCGGAGAUCGCCGUCCGCUCAUCCAGCACUCCAUACCGCGGACCCUGCACUUGCUCCGGGACAUCGAGAUGGGCGGGGACGAGCUCGCAUCCGAAGACGUCUGCGCUCUACGCAACGAGGUGAUUGCGCUGCGGAACGAACUGUCCGCCCGUCGGGACGAAUUGGUGUCCCCUCAAAGUGGUGAAGUGCCGUUACACUGCGACGAACUGUCGCGGUACCCUCCGGAUACACCCGAAUACGGUGAAGACCCAGCCGUCGUCAUGGCAGUGUUCGACGGCGACAGGGUGCAGUGUCGACUGCAAGGAAGCAAUAAGCCGGUGGUGAAGACGGCAGCGAAACAUCCGUGUCAGCCCUCGGCACACCUGAGCACGGACUGCUGACAACUGGCGUAUGGCACGCCGAGGUGGCCAAAAUGGAUCUAGUGAUAAAUGGACCUCAAGACAGUUUAUAAGCAAUGACGUGUACAUACUAGUAACGUUUCCGUGUGAUGGGGAAUGAGACUGAGUCGUUGUAUCAUAUAGUCUGCUGGUGAAGACUUUUGUAGGGGCAUUGAAUGCUUCGAAACCUCUGGCAGUGUCUGUUAACACUAUGUGUGCUCAAUGUCGCCGGACUUCAACAAAAUUUCGUUUUCCUGCAAACAAGAUGUGAUUAACGUUGCCAUUUGGUGUCUUCUGCGUGCUUGUUUCCUCAUGGCCUACCCUCUUGUGAGUUCCUAAGAAGCCUUUGUGAAGAUGGAAGUUGCUUGUGGCUUUAACUUGUCCUGUGCUCAAGAUGCUACAGUACUUUUCCCUUUCCUGUCCUCGGCAAAAAAACAAAAAACAAAAGAAGAAACGUACCGCAAACAACAAUUUAGUCAUUUUUAAAUCAGUUAUACGUAUACUGAUGCAUGGAAGGCUCCAUCCUAACAAAAAAAAAGCUUAUGAACGUGCAUUUGGAAAUUUCUGUCUUGCAGCAUAGUCGAUGGUGUGACGCACAUUUCUUUUAAUUCUUCCGCAACGCGUAAUCCGGAGGAAACGUGCAGCUAAGUGGAAGGUGUUUCGUCCUGUGAAUUUUCCCAAUCAAACAAUGUCCACACACACACGAGACUUCUCAGAAAAACUGAGACCCACUCCUGUUCAGAUUGAACUCGAUAUUUAUGUUUCUAAAUUAAGAGAGAUUCUUGUGCCUCACUGAUGCUGCUCAGGCACAUAGAGUAGUGCUUGUGCCGACUUACGCCACAUGGCACAACCAAAGAAAAUUGAAACUCCACUCGAUACGAUACUCCUCGUACAGUAAAUGCCAUAAGCGAGUGCUUCUUCACCCUUUCCUGUCUUCCUCAAGUACUUAUUUUCCCAAACCUGCAUGACAGCAGCUCAGAUUGAUGUUGAGUGACUGGUUUGUGAGCAGCAAUAAAUCAAUUAUAUAUAUAUAAAUUUUUAAAAAUCUGAGUUUUUUUUUCUCAAAGCAUUUUUAUCAUGCUGCGUCACGAUCCCUGCUUAUAAAGGAAGUUUUUUUGUAUUUUGUUUUAUUAGGAAUACUGCUUCAGCAUAUUGCUGUUAGCUGCACGUUUCCAGGAUGUGUUGGGACUCUGCAAGGAGCCAAAACGAGUGCCUUGUUAGAUAGCACGUGCUGUGCACAGAAUUCUUUCGGAAAUUUCCUCGGCCCUUCUACGAUGCUCUAGUGUGUUGGCACGUGAAAAACAGCCCUUCGAUGUCAAAGGUUCAGUCACGUGAAACAACGCAAUGUGAACCCUUCUCUACAUCAUGCAGUACUUAAGAUGCAGUACUUGAAUGUGUGUGUGUGCAUGUGAAUUUGUGAAUGAAAAUGUUAAUAUAACUACAGUUCUUUUCUACAAACCCACAGCAUGAUAGGCAAUAUGUGCAGGCUGCUUUGCAUAAUUUAUUAUGUUACCAGACGUACAGGCACCGUCGAGUCUUCGCCAUGUUAAUGUUUACAGGUUUUGGUACGGUCUGCCUGUCGCACAUGUUAAAACAAACUGAAACUGCAUGUGUCUUGUUGUUGAUGUGGUGCUGUAAGCAUGUUAUUGUAAGGCAGCUGUUCGCAGGUACAGUCAAAUUUCACCGCGAACAAUGUUUACGAUAUCGCAGCAUUCUUUCUCAGUGAACUGCGUGGGUCCCAGUGACCCCUCCCCCUUCACGAGGACCCGUUCUUCUCCAGACUACUUCAACCUCGCUGAUGCCGCUUUAUUUCGAAUCAAUCCGCAAUUUAGAUUGGUACGAUUAUUUCUCGUUUGUAUUUUAUGCUGAAGCAUCCCAAGGACCUUCUAUGUGUUACAUUUUUGUUUCUCGUACAUGUGGUAUCUAGUGCACUGCUUGAGGACCACCGUAUUUGGGGAAAAAGACCAUACAUACAUAGGUGUAUAUAUAUGUGACAGACUUGCCUGCACAAAUAAUUUUGUACAGAAGUGAAUAUUGAAACAAAACAAAUAAAAAAAAUUAAGAUGUCCA
Molecule: messenger RNA, 6038 nt
Organism: Ornithodoros turicata
Lineage: Eukaryota; Metazoa; Arthropoda; Arachnida; Ixodida; Argasidae
Product: latrophilin Cirl-like
Exons: 20
Coding region: 405-3971 (1188 amino acids)
Biological process (GO): adenylate cyclase-activating G protein-coupled receptor signaling pathway; cell surface receptor signaling pathway
Cellular component (GO): plasma membrane
Molecular function (GO): G protein-coupled receptor activity; carbohydrate binding
Source: RefSeq, a predicted model, not a curated record